AUGGCCAAGAAGAAAGGAGCCCUAUACAAAGCCGCGCGCUACUACUACAUGGGUGCCUACCGUCUGCGUAUGAAGGAACUCCGAGACACCUGGUCGACCGCUGAGAGAGAUGCCACGCUGCACUGGAUGUGGACGCAUGUGGCCACACAGGCGGAGCGGGAUGAAUGUGAACAGCUGUUCAGGAGUAAGAGUGGAGAGAACACGUUCAACGCGGAUGAUGCGAGGAUCCCGGCGGAGCAUAGGGCGGCGGGGGAUCCGGCGCCGGCUGCGAUUCCCGGACCUGCGGCUGUUCCUGGACCUGCGGUGCUUGUAACUACGGUUUCUGUUGCUGCAGUGACUGCUCCUACCGCCCCGCCUGCUCCGCCUAAAACCCGCGUGUUCUCCCACAUGCCGCCAUUGAAGAACAUCAGCAUGGAGCUACCAGCCUUCGAUCCCGACGAGGGACCGCUCAGCACAGAUGGGAAACGCAAGCUUAUAGACGCUGGAUUGGCCGACCCCGAUAAAGAGCCAGAAGCUAAGAGAUGGCAUGGAACUCACUUCCUGGGCCAGGGCGCAACAGGCAUCUGUAUGCACUGGGUACGAACGGACGAGAACAACAACAUCGACCAAAGACUCGCGGUCCGAGACAUCGCGACCAUGCAUCAAGACCAGUGGAUCAACCCCAUUAAAUGGCGUGACCAGCUGCCCACCGAGAUCGCCGUACUCAGACGCCUGAACGAGCAGCAAGGUUACAACCAUAACCUGCACCGCUACUACGGCCACCGCAUCGAUGGCUGGAAGCGCCGUUACCGCGUCUACAACGAAGUCUGCGAUCUCGGCAACCUCUCUGGCGCUCUGGAGUACUACUCGCGUGCCUGGCGCCGCCGCCACACGCAGCACCGCUGGCUGAUGGCCCAUCCUGAGAUCGGCAAUGCACGAGAUCUCGGCCGGAGAGGCAGUGCUGUGCAGGUGAAGCGUGAUGUGCGCGACGCGAGGGCUAGGGUGUGGGCCGAGUACCUCGAUGCCAAAGAAGAGAAUCCCGAAAGCCAUAAGGACGUUCAUUUUGAUGAUCUCACCGACCUCGAGGACUGUGCGAAGGAGGAGAUCAGCGACGACCUCCCCGAAGUCAUCCCAGAGGCGUUUCUGUGGCAGGUGUUCGGCCAGUUAGCGGGUGCGGCACUGCUUAUGCAUCGAGGCGCCGACCCGCUCGUUGGCGAGAAGGAGUGGAAGGAGAUUGUGCACCGAGACAUCCAUCUCGGCAACAUCUUUGUCAAGCCGAGCAAAGAGGGCGCGUACGGCUCGGAGCGCAAGCCCGACCCGCGAAAGCCCGAGGACGGCAUUGCGAAGUUCGCCAAAACAGAGUACCCCGACAUUGUUCUCGCGGACUUCGACACCGCGUUCUGGGACCUUCAGAACGACGACGACGAGUACCAGGAUAACCCGCUGCACUACAUGUGCAGCGACUCCACCCCCGAGCUCGCCGCCCGCUAUCCCCCCGAAACCUCCUGGGCCUUCCAAACCCACUCCCACACCCUCACCAAGCAAACCAGCGCCACAGACAUAUGGUCCAUUGGCCAGAUAAUGUGGAACCUGCUGCUCAACCUGCCAACCUACACGGCCUUCACGGCGCCCUUCUUCGACCACGCGAGCGAGCACACGGGGCUGCGGCAAGCGCGGCGCCUCAACGACGGCCAGCCGUACACACGGACCCAGCUCAACCGGUUCCUGCUCACGGGGCACCGCCCGUUCGAGGCGCCAAUGGCGUAUUCCAAGCUGUUGCGCUCGACGGUGAGGGCGUGUUUGCAGUAUAUGCCGGCGGACAGGGUGGGCGUGAGGGAGUUGAAGAAGAUUACGGAGAUGGCGAGGGCGAAGGCGCUGGCUGAGGAGGGGGAGGGCGCGUUGUGGGUUGGUGUGGAUGGGGGGAUGGAGCGGUAUAGGGUUGGGGCGGCGUUUGUGGGGGCUACUUAG
This is a messenger RNA of Boeremia exigua, 1947 nucleotides long. Its product is annotated as kinase-like domain-containing protein. Gene Ontology annotation, biological process: protein phosphorylation; chromosome segregation. The coding region runs from base 1 to 1947 and encodes 648 amino acids. Gene Ontology annotation, molecular function: ATP binding; protein kinase activity. NCBI's taxonomy places the organism in Eukaryota, Fungi, Ascomycota, Dothideomycetes, Pleosporales, Didymellaceae. Gene Ontology annotation, cellular component: cytoplasm; nucleus; centrosome. The record is from RefSeq and is a predicted model, not a curated record. The transcript is spliced from 5 exons.